Chironomus riparius is the source of this 3924-nucleotide messenger RNA. Lineage: Eukaryota; Metazoa; Arthropoda; Insecta; Diptera; Chironomidae. The record is from the annotation of a GenBank genome assembly.
CGUGGUAGUAAUAGGGGCUGAUAAGAACAUUCCCAUACAUUAGCAAAUCCAAAAUAAUUAUUUCAGUAUUAAAAAACUCAUCGUCGUCGACAGGUGUGAAUUAUUGUGUCAAAUUAAUUAUUGUAUAUCAUUUUAAUGCACAAUUUCCACAUUUAAUCAUGAAACGAAGUGAAUUAAAGUUGCAAUUUCGCAAGCAUAGUCGCUCGAUAUCACAAAUGGUGGAAGAAAUGGAUAAGAUACGCGAAGCAGAAAACUCAGCAAGUUUGGAAGGUGGAGUCGUGAAUUACGGAAUGGAACAUUCAAAUACAGAGUUGAAUAACUAUGGCGCAACAUCAAAUGAAUUUUUAGAUCUCACCGAUGCAACACUCUCGCCAGAUUCAGAAUAUGAUGAGGCAUUGGCAUUUCCAGAAGAUAAUUUUUCAAUUGUGACAGUCGGACAAAAUCCAGUUUUGGUUAAGAAGCAAAAUAAGAAACAAAUUGUCUCAAAUGGUGAUCAUGCUAAUGACAGUUCAAGUUCAGAUGAUGAAGUUGAUACAACAAAAACAUAUAUUAAGCCACCAAGGGAACUGCCAUAUAAUUACAUCUACAGUGUACCUAUAAAGUUCAAUUCAUUCGAUAGAAAAAUAUUCAUUCCUGGGACACAAAUUCAUGUCUCGAUAACCAAUUUCGAACGGUCAAUGACAACGCAUUUAUUAAAUCCAAUUCUAUACACAAUUCAAUUGCAGCAUGGCAGUUUCAUUUGGACAAUUAAGAAACGCUAUAAAGAUUUCGUUAAUUUGCACAACUCACUACGAAUGUUUCGGACGUCCUUGAAUUUUCCUCUGCCGUCACGCACACAUCGAGAGAUUCGAAGUAGCUUUAGAAAUAAUCACAAAAUUUCUAUAUCAACGAUCAACAAUUCUAAUAUAGUAGAUGACGCGUCAAAUGAUACAAUGAAUGCAAACAAGAAGAAGCAAAAGAAGAAGAGAAAAAAAGGUUCAUUGCCAAGGUUUCCUAAACGUCCGGACACACUUCUAUCUGUCGAUCAAAUUCCAGCAAGAAUAAAGCAAUUAGAGAAUUACCUUUACAAUCUACUCAACAUCACAUUGUAUCGGAAUCACCACGAUACUAUCAAUUUCCUUCAAGUAUCAAAUUUCUCAUUCAUUGCGGCACUUGGCGAGAAAGGACGUGAAUUGUUGAUAAAGAAAAGAACUGGCAGCACAAAUCCGGGACAUAAAAAGUGCAAUUUACUUGGAUGCUUUUCAUUGGGAUGCUGUAUUAGAUGCAAUUACUUUUGUUCCGAGAGCUGCUGUUCACAAUGGCAACAGCGAUGGCUAUUUGUAAAGGAAACCUGUUUUGGAUUGAUUCGUCCGAAAGACGGUAUUGUUCGGAGUGUCAUUCUUUUUGAUCAAGGUUUUGAAACAUCGUUGGGAAUGUACAGUACGGGAUUAAGAAGCGGUCUUCAAAUAUUGACAAAUUCACGUUACAUGGUCAUAAAAUAUUCAUCGAAAAAAAUAGCAAAGGAUUGGAAUAACUAUUUGAAGCAAAUCGCAAAUACAACAGCACGAGAUUUUACCUCACCAAAUCCACACAAUUCAUUCGCACCUGUACGAACAUCCACGUUAGCUUCAUGGUUUGUGGAUGGUGCAAACCACAUGAGUGCGGUAGCCGAUGCUUUAGAAGGUGCAUUAGAAGAAAUUUUCAUUGCUGAUUGGUGGUUGAGUCCUGAAAUAUACAUGAAGCGUCCAACACUCGAUGGUGAAUAUUGGCGUUUGGAUAAAGUUUUGCUACGAAAAGCGAGACAAGGCGUGAAGAUAUUCAUUCUACUAUAUAAAGAGGUUGAAAUGGCACUAGGAUUAAAUAGCUACUACAGCAAACAAAGGUUAGUUCAAUUACAUGAAAACAUUAAGGUUUUAAGACAUCCAGAUCACGUACGUGUUGGAGUAUUUUUUUGGGCACAUCAUGAAAAGCUCGUUGUUGUUGACCAAACGUAUGCAUUUGUUGGUGGAAUUGAUUUAGCUUAUGGAAGAUGGGACGAUCAUAAACACAGAUUGAAAGAUUUGGGAAGUAUAAGCAUUACUGCAAAGCAAGCAAAUCGACAGUCAUAUAUAGCUAUAGAAAAUCCUUUACGCUCUCUAAUUGUUCAAUCAACCGAGAUUUUGCAAGCGACUGCUACGGCAAGGUCUAAUAAUGACAAUCUAAGCGUUACAGCACAAGAAAGUCUUACAAUAACGACAACAAAGACGAGGAAAGUGACAGUAAGAAAAGAUAACGAAACCGACGAAGAAUUGGAUGAGCAUACUAAAAGAGAUACACCCGAAAUGAAACGUAAAGGAAUUACGGAAAAGAUUAAGGAGAAUGUAAAAAUUACGGGAAAGGAAUUAAUAAAUCGCUUAACAUUGAACACAGAUGGUGGUGGCACCGCUGUUGUAGAAGCACCAGUGAUGAUAAAAGUUGAGUCAGUCGUUGAAGAAAUCCCUCCAGCCUAUUUCGAACUUGAUGGACAAGCAAAGUUGUGGAUUGGAAAAGACUACACAAAUUUCAUAUUCAAAGAUUUCACAGAACUUAAUCAGCCAUUCACAGAUCUUGUAGAUCGAAAUAAAAUGCCUCGUAUGCCUUGGCAUGAUAUAUCAAGUGUUGUUGUAGGAGCUGCUGCACGUGAUGUUGCACGUCACUUUAUCGAGCGAUGGAAUGCAUCUAAAUUAGAAAAGGCUAGAGAAAAUUUAAGCUACCCAUACCUAAUGCCAAAAAGUUACAAUGACAUUCGUGUUGAUGCAAAUUUUUGGAAUAAAUCAAAAGUGACUCUUGAACGUGUGACAGUCCAAGUACUUCGUAGCGCAUCAAAUUGGAGUACAGGAUUUAUCGAAAAUGAUUAUCUCGAACAGAGCAUACAUGAAGCUUACGUGGAAACAAUAUCACGCGCUCAACACUACAUUUACAUUGAGAAUCAAUUUUUCAUUUCUUUGGGCUUCCCCGAUACAAUUGUAAAGAAUCAGAUAGCUGAGAGCUUAUUCAAACGAAUUGUGCGAGCUCACCGUGAGAAAAAAGUAUUUCGUGUUUAUGUUGUGCUUCCAUUAUUGCCAGGAUUUGAAGGGGAUGUUGCUGGAAAUUCUGGUAUUGCAUUAAGAAUCAUAACACAUUGGAAUUAUGCAUCGAUAUGCAGAGCUGAAAAUUCCAUAUUCAAGAGACUCUUGAAAGCCGGUAUAAAGAAUCCAUUAGACUACAUCAGCUUCCAUAGUUUAAGAAAUCAUUCAACAUUAAAUGAAGUGCCAAUAACUGAACUAAUUUAUGUUCAUUCUAAAUUAAUGAUUGUUGAUGAUAGAACAGUAAUCGUUGGUUCUGCAAAUAUUAAUGAUCGAUCAAUGUUGGGCAAGAGAGACUCAGAAAUGGCAAUAAUUGUAAAUGAUGAAGCUUUUCAUGAUGGAAAAAUGAAUGGAGAAACAUUCCCAACAGGCAAUUUUGCUGGAAGCUUGAGAAGAUUUUUAUUUAGGGAACAUUUGGGGCUGUUAGAACAGCAUCUAAAUGGUGAAGAAGAUGAAAUUGAUAUUAAUGAUCCUAUAUCUGAUGCAUUCUUUAAAGAAACUUGGCAGAAAAUAUCUAAAGAUAAUUCAAACAUUUUUGAUGACGUCUUUAAAUGCAUACCAAAUAAUGCAGUCCGAACAAUUGCAACACUUAAAAAGUAUAAUGAUGAACCAGCUCUCUCUAAAGCCGAUCCUGAAAAGGCUGCAGAAAAAUUAAAGAGUAUUCAAGGAUAUUUAGUCGAUCUACCUCUAGACUUCCUAUGUGAUGAAGAUUUAACCCCUCCAACUGCAUCUAAAGAAGGCAUGCUGUCACAUGCAGUAUGGACUUAGUGGACAAAUUUAUUUUUACUAUUAUUGUUGUUAAUGUUAUUUUUGGAUGACAAAGUUUUAUAUUAAAAAUGUUAAUGCAUCGUUCAAAUUUUAA